AUGGAGGUGCCAAAAGCCCGGGGCGCGGGCAGAUCAGGACCGCGCCGACGAACAGGUUGCCUGACGUGUAGAGCGCGCAAAGUGCGCUGCGACGAAUCCAAGCCGAGCUGCUCGAACUGCGAUCGACUACGACUAAGAUGCGUCUACAAACCCCCCAUCGCGCUCGGGUGGGGGUCAUCCCCAUCUCGCUCCAAUGGGCCGAACCCUGCGACACUCCCAGUGCCAACCAGCCCACCUGGCCCAGCACAUCCAGGCACAGCUGCAUCUGCAUCUGCGUCGCGCUCGCCCGACAUCAACUUCUUCAACACAGUCCUCCGGUCCGAUGAUCACUCGAUACCGAGCCUCCGACAUCUCCCCGCGGGGGACCCAUACCCCUCCGAAUUCGAUAUGCUUGGAUUUAUGGGCGGGAUCACCUCAGAGUUGGAACAAAAACACCUCGAUUUAACGACUGGCCUUGAUGCUACUUUCACCGCUAGCCCGUCGCAGUCGCUUCCCGGUGUGCUACCGAAUAUGGAGAGCCAAUUUGCGGACCGCCACACACCCAUCAGUCCAGAUGCGCCUUCUUCGGUUCUGGAUGAGACGUCUAUUGGUAGUGGCUCUGAUCGAGCUACCCCGCGUGGAAGCUGGUCUGAUGCAGGUGGUACUUCGUAUGAGGAUCAGCUUAUACAGCACUUCUUGGCUGUUGGUCCGCCGGCUGCUCCGUUUGGACCACUCAAUAUGGAGUGGAAGUAUGUACGGCCGGCGUUGUUAUCUCAUGCGCGGAGCUAUGGUCCGCUUUUGAAUGCUUUAUAUUGUUACACUGAUAUUCAUAAAGCGAUGGUGGAUGGGAAACGGUGGCGCUGGGCGCCUACGUAUUACAAAGUCUCCAGCUCUAUGAUUCAAGCUUGUCUUCUUGGUGAUGUGACCGAGUCCACGCUUGUGAAGGUCUAUGCGACUAUUUUUCUCUUAAUGUUAUCCGAGCUUCUCUCGUCUCACGAAAUAUGCGCCGGGACCUCAUUUCUCAAAUCCGGCUACCUCAUCCUCCAACGCUUCCACGACCGCACACAAACAUGGACAGGCCUAGGCCACCUCCUAGUCUCAUGGGUGUCCCUCCUAGAUGUGAAAUCCCUGAUAGCAGGCCGUGAAGGCGACCCUCUGACAGAACUAGGAAACCUGUCAGAACACGGCAUACCAAUAAAGGCAAUAGAAUCCCAAAAAUUUCCAACACCACGCACAGCAACCCCAAAUGACGACCCAACAGAAGAUGAAAACAACGAAGACCCCUUCCGCAGCCCAAGCUACCUAGUCUACGAAUCAAUCGUAGGCCCCGCCUUCCAAUUCUUCCUCCAAGCCCAACAAAUCGUCCGAAGAAUAGUCUGCAUAGAUCUCCACCACCGCAGCCGCGGAACCCUUAGCGACGAAUUCGAAGUCCUCCAAAUAGCACACAGAGUAGGCGCUGACCUCGAAACAUUAUGGCACAAACGCCCCGCUGUAAUAGACGUCUAUGGUCAUCCUGAAGCACUGGCUGAUAUGCUAUGCGCGCCUGUCGCGCUGGAAGUCUGCCGCACGUUCCGGCAGUAUGUUGCCAGUUUCCUGGCGAACUUUAUUUACCUGCACCGCGUGGCGUUCGCUAUCUAUCCACGUACAGACCGUGUCAAUGGUGCCGUUGAUCAGAUUAUUCAGCUUGCUACUGUUGAAUCGGCAGGGCCAGGCCAUCUUCCGGUUAGUUUUAUGUGGCCGUUGUUUGUGGCUGGUUUGGAAGGGACGAAUGAUCAGCGGCAGUGGAUUGUUCAGGAGAUGCAUCGCAUGGCGUCUGUUCAGGAGACUGAGGCUGUUUCUUCGCUGAGCCGCCAUCCGGCUGCUGAUAAGGUUCUCUUAUUGCUUGAGGAGAUGACGAGGCGGCAGGAUGCUUCGAGGACGUGGGCUGAUUCGAAGUGUGUGAGAAGGGAGUUGUUUUCUGAUUUCUUUGUUGUUAUUUGA
Molecule: messenger RNA, 1959 nt
Organism: Penicillium antarcticum
Lineage: Eukaryota; Fungi; Ascomycota; Eurotiomycetes; Eurotiales; Aspergillaceae
Product: Zn(II)2Cys6 transcription factor
Exons: 3
Coding region: 1-1959 (652 amino acids)
Biological process (GO): regulation of DNA-templated transcription
Molecular function (GO): DNA-binding transcription factor activity, RNA polymerase II-specific; zinc ion binding
Source: RefSeq, a predicted model, not a curated record